Messenger RNA from Neoarius graeffei (lesser salmon catfish), 2190 nucleotides. RefSeq names its product integrator complex subunit 12 (gene ints12). The coding region runs from base 133 to 1548 and encodes 471 amino acids. NCBI's taxonomy places the organism in Eukaryota, Metazoa, Chordata, Actinopteri, Siluriformes, Ariidae. The record is from RefSeq and is a predicted model, not a curated record. Gene Ontology annotation, cellular component: integrator complex. Gene Ontology annotation, biological process: snRNA 3'-end processing. The transcript is spliced from 7 exons.
AAGGAAAAGAGAAAAGUGGCAGUAGCAGUUUGUUAGCUAGGUGUGUGAGGUAAGUUAGCUAGCUUUAGAGAAGUUGGCUAGUUUUAGACAGUGAUUGAGGACUUUACUCUGGACACACACACACUCUGAGUCAUGGCUGGAACUGUGAGUUUGGAGCUGGACCCUGUUUUCCUGAAGGGUUUGGGGUACCUGCACUCUAAGAGCAAAGACUCUGCGGAGAAGCUGAAGGCCCUGCUGGAUGAGUCUCUGUCCAGAGGAAGUGAUUCAGCGUAUCGUACCUCACUGAAGGAAGCCGAGCUUUCCAAAGUGUCAGUACCCAAACUGAUCAAACAGGACUCCAAAUCAGUGUCCACCUCAUCGUCUUCGUCAUCAUCAUCAUCAUCAUCGUCGUCUUCCAGCAGUAAAUCCAGCAGCUCGGAGAAAAGCAAGAAGGAAGGAGAGAAAAGACCUGCUGAGAAGGUGAGGUUGGAGUGUGGAGAUGCAGGUGAUCCACCCAAAAAGCCACGUCUGGAUAAAGCAGAAAAUCGCUCAUCGCCCAUUGCCUUCCAGACUAAAGACAUUCCCAUGGGAGACUUCAGCUACAGUGAUGAGACCAAUGCUGAUGUCUUCGCCAUGGAGAUGGGAUUAGUGUGUGUCGUGUGCAGACAGAUGACGGUGAUGUCAGGGAAUCAGCUGGUGGAGUGUCAGGAGUGUCACAACCUGUACCAUCAGGAGUGUCACAAACCUCAGGUGACGGAUAAAGACGUGAAUGACCCGAGGUUGGUAUGGUACUGCGCACGCUGCACACGCCAGAUGAGGCGCAUGGCUCAGAAAACGCAAAAGCCUCCUCAGAAAGCAAGUCCAACUGUAACCUCGGUCACGCCAGUGGUUAAAGACCCGCUGGUGAAGAAGGCGGAGCUGAAACCCAAACUAGACACCACAGGAUCUUUUCAGGCCUUUAAGAGGACAGAGGUCAAGGUGAGGACAGAGGUCAAGGCGUCCUCUGCGGCACUUGUGAACUCGUCCAGCAGCACAUCAUCUCUCCCCUCCGGCAGCGCCCUCACGGGCUGGGCUGCCUUCACCAAAACCUCUGCUUCAACUUCCUCCGGAGCCAAACCAGGCCUGGCUAAGCCCCUCCCCUCCUCUACCAGUUCAAAGCCCAUUGGUCUGUUUGCGUUGGGGACCAAAACACAAACAGGAAGUGGAAACGGGAACAACGGUGGUAAUGGGAACACGGCGGCCCAGCUGAAGCCGCCUCCCCCUCUCACACUGGGGAAACCUGCUCUGAGUCGUUCCAGCAGCGGAGAGAACCCAGGAAAAUCCGGCUCCUCCUCACCCGGGGCGAGUGGCUCCAGUGGUGCAGGGGGCAACGGGGCAGCGGGCGGCUCAAACGGGGGGGCCAAUGGGGGCAACAGCAGUAGCGCCAGCAGCAGCAAUAGUAACGCUCCCAACAGUCAGAAAGCAUCAGCUGACGGUAAAGCGCCAACAUCACAGGAGUCUCAGCUCAACGCCAUGAAGCGCCUGCAGAUGGUGAAGAAGAAAGCAGCGCAGAGGAAGCUGAAGAAAUAACCACACAGCACAGAGGGGGGAGGGAGAUUACAGUCUAAUGAACCGAUACUGAGGAAAUUAUCACAGAGAGAGAGAAGACAGGAAGUAAGUUGAGAGGGAGAGACACAAACGACACCAAAAUCAGAAAUGAAUAAAAAAAUGAACAUCUUUUAAAAAAACAACAGACAGGGAUAGACAGAUUGGAAAAAGAUGGAGAGGAAGGGCAAAUUAGAAAAACUGAAAUAGACAAAUUGAUAUAAAGAAAGACAGACAAGUACAUUUCCUGUCUGUCUGUCUUUGGACAUAUCAACAGAGACUGAUGGACAAACAGAAAUAGGAAAGACAGAUAUAGAAUGCAAAAAGCCAGAAAAAAUAAAUAUUGUAGACAGGUAGAAAGGAAAGCAUUAUGCCAAAUUAAUAAUAGUAAGAAUAAAUCAUCUCAAAGAAAGAGCUAAAGAUGGGGAGAGACUGUCAGGUGGAGGAGCUUAAAUGGCAAAUCCCAAACGAGUAAUAAAUGAUGAUGAGACAAAAGGAAAUACAGUUCAGCACUAAUACUUGAAGGUGUGUGUAGACUCUGCUUGUGUGUGUGUGUGUUGCGCUCUGUGCCUCGUAAAGCAGCAGCACUGAUCAGCUCAUACUUUAAAUAAACACCUUUUAAUAAAA